Molecule: messenger RNA, 1185 nt
Organism: Aphis gossypii (cotton aphid)
Lineage: Eukaryota; Metazoa; Arthropoda; Insecta; Hemiptera; Aphididae
Gene: EMC3
Product: ER membrane protein complex subunit 3
Exons: 2
Coding region: 234-983 (249 amino acids)
Biological process (GO): protein folding in endoplasmic reticulum
Cellular component (GO): membrane; EMC complex
Source: RefSeq, a predicted model, not a curated record
UGCAUGAUCAUAUUUUAAUCAUUAAAUCAUGAGUACUCCUCACAUAAGACAUAAAUCAUAAUAUUCUAUUAUUCAAAUGAAAAUUCAAUUUUUAAUAUUUUCAAUUAUAAAAUUACCUUGGUGUUCAAUUUUUUGAGUUCCUAGUAUAAUCUUUUAGGAGUUUGUUAGUAUUUUAAUCGCAUUAAUGUCCAUAUUAUUUUAGUUUUUGGUUUAACUUUUUAAGAAUUUAAAAUAUGGCUGAGUUAGUGUUGGACAUCAAUAUUCGAGGUUGGGUAUUUUUGCCAAUUGUACUGAUCACAUUCCUUGUCGGUGUCAUUCGACAUUAUGUGUCAUUAUUGAUCACGUCUCAAAAAAAAGUUGAGCUGACACAGGUGCAGGAUAGUCAAGUAUUAAUAAGAUCACGCAUGUUACGUGAAAAUGGCAGAUACAUAUCUAAACAAGGAUUCUACAUGCGUCGCCAUUACUUUAACAAUGAAGAGAAUGGUUAUUUCAAGACUCAAAAACGAGCAGCUCCUGCUCAAACAGCUAUGCCUGAUCCAAGUAUGAUGACUGAAAUGUUGAAAGGCAACGUAACCAAUGUUUUGCCAAUGGUGGUUAUUGGUGGUUGGAUCAAUUGGAUGUUUUCAGGAUUUGUCACCACCAAAGUACCAUUUCCCUUAACUCUGCGUUUCAAACCAAUGUUGCAAAGAGGUAUUGAAUUGGUAUCAUUAGAUGCAGCUUGGGUGUCGUCAGCUUCAUGGUAUUUUUUGAAUGUAUUUGGGCUUCGCAGCAUUUAUGCAUUAGUUUUGGGUGAAAAUAAUGCUGCGGAUCAAUCACGUUUGAUGCAAGAUCAAAUGUCCGGUGCUGCAAUGUCAAUGCCUAUGGAUCCAAAAGUAGCUUUUAAAGCAGAAUGGGAAGCACUAGAAAUUAGCUCUCAUAAAUGGGCCCUCGCAGAUCUUGACAACGAAGUGCUUAAUGUAUUAUUGAAUAAAAGUAUUAAGUAGUAAUUUAAAUUUUGAUGUGAACAUGGUUUUACUUUUCCAAGUAAGGUGUACAAAGAGUUGAGUAAUAUGAUUGUUUUUCUUUUUAAAUUAUUAUUUUACUUUUAAAUUAAAUAUAUAAUUAACUUUUUGUGUGGCUUAUUAUGUAGCAUUCAUGUAUUUAAUUUUGGUUUUAUACUGAUUAAAUGUAUAGUUAAAAACAAUA